AUGUCGCCGUUUACAUUCGUGCUCCUGGUGGUCGUCGCGUGCGCGUGUGCGACGUCGCCAGCCGUCGCAUACACCGUGCGAUUCGAGAUCUCGACCGAUCCCAAAUGCUUCGACGAGGAGGUUCGCGAGGGUGUGCUUGUAGCGGGGUCCUACGUGGCGGUCAACGACGGUCACGGGGAGCCGUUCAAUGUCAACGCUCAGGUGACAGACCCGUCAGGGCAGCAGCUGCACUGGCAGCACGAUGUAGCGGAGGGGCACUUCGGGUUCACAGCGGACGAGACGGGCGAGUUCUCCGUGUGCUUCUGGCUGCCCCACGAGGGGCACCACGAUGCCAAGCGCACUCACAAGAUCGACAUCACGUGGACCACUGGGAGUUCCCGGAAGAGUGUUAGCCAUGCGGCUAAGAAGGGGAGACUUGAUCACUUCGACCUGGAGCUGCGGAAUCUGGAGGAUGCUAUCGACAAGGUGACCCAGGAGAUGAGCUUCUUCCAUGAGAGGGAGUUGGCAAUGAGGAUGAAGACAGAAGAGACACACGUGUACGUUGCGUGGCUCAGUGUGGCAUCUCUCCUGGUGUGUGGCACCCUCGCUGCGCUACAGCUCUGGCACCUCAAGCGCUUCUUCGAACGCAAGAAGCUGCUAUGA
Messenger RNA from Closterium sp. Naga37s-1, 642 nucleotides. The record is from the annotation of a GenBank genome assembly. Lineage: Eukaryota; Viridiplantae; Streptophyta; Zygnematophyceae; Desmidiales; Closteriaceae.